AUGGAGGUGUUUAAAAAGCUUCACAUCAACAUUCCAUUUGUAGAGGUGUUGGAGCCAAUGCCUUCAUAUGUCAAAUUUCUAAAAGACAUUUUAUCUAAGAAGAGGAGGUUGGGUGAACUUGAGAUAAUAGCAUUCAUUGAGGAGUGUAGUGUAAUCAUUCAAAAUAAACUCCCUCCCAAGCUUAAGGACCCAGGCAGUUUUACUAUUCCAUGUACAAUUGGUGCUUUAUUUUUUUCCAAGGCUUUGAGUGAUUUGGGAGUGAGUAUUAAUUUAAUGCUCUUCUUUAUUUACAACAAGUUGGGUUUAGGGGAGAUUAAGCCCAUUAUUGUGACUCUACAAUUGGCAUAUAAAACUCUCACAUAUUCAAGGGCCAUAAUGGAAAAUGUGCUUGUGAAGGUGGAUAAAUUCAAAUUCCCAGUAGAUUUCAUAGCACUUGACAUGGAGAAAGAUAGAAAGAUUCCUAUUAUCUUUGGGAGACCUUUCUUACGCACUACUAAAGCACACAUUAAUGUCGAAAAAAGAGAACUUACUUUGAGAGUACAAGAUCAAAUGGUAACAUUCAAUAUUUUUCAACCUUUAAAGUUUACUAUUGAUCAUGAUAAGUGUUUUGCAUUCACUGUGGUGGAUAAGGACACAAAUGAAAUGUUCAUGGAAAGUCAUUCUACUUACCCACUUGAAGCAUCAUUGCUUGCAAAAUUUGAGACAAAUAAUCAAGAUGUCAUAGAACGUGUUAAUGCAUUGAAUGCCCUAUCUUGUGUGUUGGGAACUGAAUUUGAGUUGUUAGAUUUGUCUAUCUCUUCAUUUUCACCAAUGAAGACUUCAAAUUGA
Messenger RNA from Theobroma cacao (cacao), 828 nucleotides. Lineage: Eukaryota; Viridiplantae; Streptophyta; Magnoliopsida; Malvales; Malvaceae. The record is from RefSeq and is a predicted model, not a curated record.